AUGAAGAAGCUUUUCUUUUUCAAAUCUUCAUCUGCUAAUGGAACUGAUAAACAGCAGAUCCGCCGGGAGAAAGAAUCAGAAACUAGUUCGAAGAAUCUCUCUAUGAAGGAACAGAGUGGAGAAUCUGGUGCUCAGGCUCUUCUUAGACGAAGCCGUUCAUUUUCUUCCGCAGCUUUUCUCCUUGAAGCUUCUUCAAAUGAUCCAAUUAGUGCUACUAGAAGCAGUCGACAGCAAAAUCAUUCAUCUCGUUUCAGAUGUUUUACUCCGGAAAGACAAUGUAAAAAAGCAGAACAUAGUCACGUGUACAAAGUACAUGAUUCAUCUGUGUCAACUUGUUCUAGCCAAGUCUUGGACCGUUACAUUGACGGAGAAGAGCACACAGAACGGAGCAAGCAAAAGAGCGGUGGCUCUUCACGUAGCAGCAGCAAAGGAAGGAGGCUUCCACCGCGAGCUCAGAGCCCUUCACCACUCUCGGAUACUACUACUGUGAAGGACAAACGAGGAUCUAAUGGUUAUGCAGAAAUUGGUUUGAGGGAUGUAUCGCCUCGUUCACUUGCGAGAAGCGUGAUCAAAAGACUCUCUCACACUCACGGGAAGUCAAACGCGUCGAGUUAUGACCCCAUCAGGGUACAAGACGUCUAUGGUGGGAACAACGGUGAAACACUCGACUCAAGCUUGGAUGUUUUCGCCAAUCUUUCAUUGGCUGAACGUAAAGAACCGGUGAAUGGAGGAUACUACACGGAUGAUCACGUAGAUGCAAGCUCCGAGCUGGAGAAGAAGUAUAGAGAAGCUGAGAAGAGAGUGAAGCUGCUUUCUGAAGAGCUUGAGGAGCAGAAGUUUCUUUCGGACUGUGACUUUGAUGUAUCGUCUUUGGUUGGUGAUAUUAGACAAAUGGAGGAAGAGAGAGUAGGCUUGGCUUUCGAGGUUUUGAGUCUCUUGCGUUCACAGAUGGAUGAGAGAGCUUCUGCUAGGGAAGAGAUCAGACGUGCAAAGACUGAUUGGGACUUGCAUGUAAAGAGGCUUGAGAAAGAGAAGAGCGAGUUACAGUUUGGAUUGGAGAAAGAGUUUGAUAGAAGGUCAAGCGAGUGGACUUCGAAGCUCGAGAGUCUCCAGAGCGAGGAGAAGAGGCUGAGGGAGCGUGUGAGAGAGCUCGCCGAGCAUAAUGUCUCUCUCCAGAGAGAAGUCUCGACUUUUCAUGAGAAGGAAACAGAGCGCAUCGAUAUGAUCAGACAGUUGGAUGAGACUGUUGCGGAGCUGAGCUCAAGAGAAGAGGAAACGCGUGAAGAGAAUCGGUACCUUACGCAAAACCUCUCCAAGCUGCAAGACAGUUACAGUGGGACUAGAGAGGAUCUUGAUUGCGUGAGAAGGAACUUUGAAGAGAAAGACAUGGAGUGCAGGGAGCUACACAGAUCUGUCACGAAGUUUCUAAGAACGUUCAAAGAACAAGAGAGGACGAUUCAGGGGCUUAGAGAUGGACUCUCCGAGGAAACUAAGAAGCAACAACCAUCGGAGAAACAUGAACAGAUGGAACACUUGAGAUUGACAGGAGUUGAGCUUUCACUUAGAAAGGAGAUAGAAUCGAUGAAGCUCGAAGCUGAGUCUCUCCGUCGUGAUAACAUAUGUCUGAUGAGCCGAGUAAAAGGAAACGGAGAAGAAGUUGAUGAGAUCACGUCGAGCAUCAAGCUGGAUAAUGAGAUGAAGAUGCGUGUGUGCCUCUUGCAAGACCAAGGGAUCUUGAUGUUGAACGAGAGCACGCAGCUAUGUUACAAGUUUCUCAAGUUCGUCAAGGAGAAGUUAUCUCACUUCCCUGAGGCUUACCAUCAGGAGACGCAUUCAGUGAUGAGUAAUGGACUGAGUGAGCAGUUUCUGAUUGAAUCUGAGAUGAGAGUUCAUGGGAUACGGCGUGGAACUGAAAGCCUGAAGAGGAGUUUGCAGACAGUCACCAGUUUGUUGCUUGAGAAAUCCAAUGAGAUUGCAUCAAACUCAGAAUCAUUGCCUAGCGAGCAAAACAACAAAUCAGUGGAGAAGUUCCUGAGAGCUGAGCUGAGAGCAGAGAGUCUAGUCACGAGCUUGUUAAGAGAGAAACUGUAUUCCAAGGAAGAAGAAAUCGAGCAGCUGCAAGCAGAAGUAGCAGCAGGAGUACGCGGGAACGAAGUUCUACAAUGUGAAAUCCAAAACGUCUUAGACAACCUAUCAGUAAAUACCCACCAAUUCAAAGACCUGAAGCUGCAGAUGGUGAAGAAGGAGGAGAAAGUGAACCGGCUUGAAACCAAUCUGCAACAAGCUGCUAAAGAAUUGGGUAGCAUGAAAGUUGCGUUACCAAAAGUGUUGGAGGAAAGUGAAGAGAUGUGGAAGGAAGUGAAGGAAAGCAGAAAGAGAAACAUGGAUUUGGAGUUAGAGAAGGAGAUGUUGAAGAACAAGGUAGAGAAACUGGAAGAGGACACACUCAUUAAAGAAGGUCAGAUCACGAUUCUUAAAGACUCGCUUGGAAGCAAGCAUUUCGAUCUUCUCUCAAGUCCUGACUUCUCAUAUAACGAUUUCUUAGUCCAAUAA
Molecule: messenger RNA, 2553 nt
Organism: Thlaspi arvense
Lineage: Eukaryota; Viridiplantae; Streptophyta; Magnoliopsida; Brassicales; Brassicaceae
Source: the annotation of a GenBank genome assembly